Messenger RNA from Halichondria panicea, 4062 nucleotides. Its product is annotated as 5-oxoprolinase-like. Gene Ontology annotation, cellular component: cytosol. Lineage: Eukaryota; Metazoa; Porifera; Demospongiae; Suberitida; Halichondriidae. Gene Ontology annotation, biological process: glutathione metabolic process. The record is from RefSeq and is a predicted model, not a curated record. Bases 100 to 3987 code for a protein of 1295 amino acids. The transcript has 30 exons. Gene Ontology annotation, molecular function: 5-oxoprolinase (ATP-hydrolyzing) activity.
AGUGCAGAAUGGUAAAGGUCGUCACCACAAAGUUGAGCCACCCAAGCUAGCUAGCUAUAGUCUCCAUCAUCUAGUCGACACUCACCCUGCAUCUGCUGCAUGGCUACCAUGUUUCGGUUCUCCAUUGAUAGAGGAGGUACGUUCACUGAUGUGUAUGCCGAAUGUCCGAGUGGUGAGGUCAGAGUCAUGAAGCUGCUCUCAGAGGACCCUGCUAACUAUCCCGACGCACCCAGAGAGGCCAUCAGAAGAAUAAUGCAAGAGGAGAUGGGCGUGUCCUUACCUCCCGGAGAGUUACUGGAUUCUGCGCACAUUGAGUGGAUCCGUAUGGGCACUACCGUGGCAACCAAUGCCCUCCUCGAACGUAAGGGAGAGAGACUGGCCCUCGUCAUCACCAAGGGUUUCCGAGACCUCCUACACAUUGGCAACCAAUCAAGACCCAGUAUUUUUGAUCUGCGUAUAGAGGUCCCUGAGGUGCUGUACGAGGAAGUGGUUGAAGUAGAGGAGAGAGUGAUCCUCGCACAGGAUGGCUGUCAGCUACAACUGACCACACCUACUCUUACAGGCACCACUGGAGAGAAGGUACAUGUGUGGCGUGCACUGAAUGAAGAGUUGCUGCGACGAGACCUUCAGAGGGUGUUGGGUAAAGGCAUCACAUGUCUCUCUGUCGUCCUCAUGCACUCCUACACAUACACUGCACACGAGGAGGUGGUAAGGAAGGUUGCCAUGGAGAUGGGAUUCACACACGUCUCCCUGUCCUCUGCGGUGAUGCCAAUGGUCAGGAUAGUACAGCGAGGGUUUACCGCUGCUGCUGACGGCUACCUUACCCCCUGCAUCUACCGUUACGUACAAGGCUUUGCAUCAGGAUUCAAGAAUCCAGAGAAGCUUAAAGUGCUCUUCAUGCAGUCCGAUGGUGGCCUUACUCCGAUGGACAAGUUCAACGGCAGUCAAGCCAUCCUCUCGGGGCCAGCAGGUGGUGUGGUUGGCUAUGCAAUGACAACGUAUGGUGAAGGUUGCCAUGGUGAGGAGAAGGGGCGUGUCCCAGUAAUUGGAUUCGAUAUGGGAGGUACCUCAACGGAUGUGUCCCGUUACGCUGAAGAGUAUGAGCAUGUAUUUGAGAGCACAACAGCUGGCAUCACUAUCCAAGCCCCACAGUUGGACAUCAACACAGUGGCUGCAGGAGGUGGCUCAAUGCUGUUCUUCCGGUCAGGCAUGUUUGUAGUGGGUCCAGAGUCGGCUGGAGCUAACCCAGGACCAACCUGUUACGGCAAAGGGGGUCCUCUCACCGUCACCGAUGCCAACCUCUGUCUUGGUAGACUGCUACCUCAGUAUUUCCCUCAGAUCUUUGGACCCACUGAGGACCAACCUCUCGACCAGACUGUCACCAUGGAGGCAUUUCAGAGGCUCACUGAACAAGUUAAUCAGUUCCUCUCUGAACAGGAAACUGCAACAGGAAAUCACACACCGAUGACAUCACAGGAAGUGGCCAUGGGGUUCGUGAGAGUCGCCAACGAGGCCAUGUGUCGGCCAAUCAGAGCUCUCACACAGGGCAAGGGAUAUGAUACGUCUCGCCACCAGCUGGCGUGUUUCGGAGGUGCAGGUGGCCAGCAUGCGUGUGCCAUCGCUCGCAGCCUGGGAAUGAGCAGUGUGUUUGUUCAUCGUUACUCUGGGAUACUGUCAGCGUAUGGACUGGCCCUGGCCGAUGUUGUUCAUGAGGCGCAGGAGCCCUGUGCUGUGAUAUACAAAGACGAAUCUUUUGAGUACAUUGACUCGAGGAUUGAUGUGCUGACUCAGCAGUGUGUGGUGGAGCUAGAGCGACAAGGAUUCCAAAGGGAGAUGAUUGAGACCACCCCCUACCUCCAUUUACGCUACGAGAGGACUGAUUGUGCCCUCAUGUGUACACCAGCCGUCAAAGAGGGGCAUGGUAACUGUAGCCAUGGAGAUUUCGAGAAAGCAUUCACCCUCAGGUACCAACGAGAGUUUGGCUUUACUAUUCCAUCUCGGCCAAUUGUUGUGGACGAUAUUCGAGUGAGGGGUACCGCUAGAGCCUGUUCCCAUCACCCUAUCCCACUACCCCCCACAGAGGACCCCCCACACAGAGAGACAGUGACGAAGUGCUGCUUUGAGGGAGGUGUGCUGGACACGGAUGUCUACCUACUGAGUCGGCUGGGGAGGGGUCAUCGGAUCACAGGACCGGCCAUCAUUAUCGACAAGAACAGUACUAUUCUGGUGGAGCCUGACUGUGUGGCCACUGUUACUAUGUAUGGUGAUGUAGAAAUACAAGUGGGCGGGGCUGGAGGUCAAAAGGUCGGCCCAGAGCUGGACACGAUACAGCUGUCGAUAUUUUCUCAUCGUUUUAUGAGCACGGCCGAGCAAAUGGGGAGAGUCCUACAGAGGACGUCCAUAUCCACCAACAUCAAGGAGCGACUUGACUUCUCGUGUGCUCUGUUUGGUCCUGAUGGAGGUCUUGUCGCUAACGCACCUCACAUCCCAGUACACCUGGGGGCCAUGCAAGAAGCCGUACAGUGGCAGCUACGCUAUCUCCAAGGAGACCUACAUGAGGGAGAUGUGUUACUUAGCAACCACCCUUCAGCAGGGGGCAGUCACCUCCCUGACCUCACCGUCAUCAGCCCAGUGUUUUUCACUGGUUGUAAGGACCCAGUGUUCUUUGUGGCCAGCAGGGGUCACCAUGCCGACAUCGGAGGUGCCACUCCCGGAUCCAUGCCACCUUACUCGAGUCAACUGUGGGAGGAGGGAAUGAACGUCAAGAGCUUCAAACUGGUGGAGGGAGGCGUGUUUCAAGAAGAGGAGGUCACUGCUCUGUUAAUGGCCCCAGGGGAAUAUCCAGGGUGUAGCGGUACUAGAAAUCUCCAUGACAACCUCAGUGACCUCAGAGCACAGGUCGCAGCUAAUCAAAAGGGUAUUCUUCUGGUGAAGGAACUGAUUGAUGCAUAUGGACUAGAGGUGGUGCAAGCCUACAUGGGCCACAUUCAGGAGAAUGCUGAGCUGGCUGUGAGGGAUAUGCUCAAGACAAUAGCAGCUAACACUCUGGCGGCCACUGGACGUAGCCUCCUCCACGCCCAGGACCAUAUGGACGACGGCACACCCAUCAAACUGAGCAUACAGAUAUCAGACGAGGGCUGUGCUGUGUUUGACUUUGCUGGUACUGGUCCUCAAGUAGAGGGUAACACCAAUGCUCCCAGGGCAGUCGUCCUUUCGGCCAUCAUCUACUGUCUACGCUGCAUGGUCGGCCAUGACGUACCUCUCAAUCAGGGUUGUUUGAAACCUGUUCAGGUGCUGAUACCAAGUGGCUCUCUCCUAGACCCCUCAGAGACUGCCGCUGUUGUCGGGGGCAAUGUACUCACUUGUCAACGGAUUGUGGAUGUGGUGUUCCGAGCGUUUGAGACGUGUGCUGCCUCUCAGGGAUGUAUGAACAAUGUCACCUUCGGGGACGCUAAUGUGGGAUACUAUGAGACUGUGGCCGGGGGAGCGGGGGCGGGUCCAGGAUGGGACGGGCGCAGCGGUGUACACUGUCACAUGACCAACACAAGAAUCACAGACCCAGAGAUACUAGAGAGAAGGUAUCCGGCUGUGUUGCUAUGUUUCCAACUGAACCGAGGCAGUGGAGGGGAGGGUCAGUAUCAAGGGGGUGAUGGCGUUGUCCGUGAGAUGCUGUUCCGUAGACCACUCACCCUGUGUGUGCUCACCGAGAGACGAGUGUACAGUCCAUUCGGCCUGAAAGGAGGGGGUGAUGGACAUAAGGGAAGAAACACGCUAGUGAGAGCUGAUGAAUCUGAGGAAAACCUGGGGGGCAAGAAAUCUGUGCAAGUUCUGUCAGGGGACAUUCUGCGACUGGAGACUCCCGGGGGUGGGGGGUACGGCAAGCCAGGGGAUCUCUCUCACCAACCACCUGCAAAGAAGCCAAAGCUUCACAAGUUCACUCCCAGUGGAAGUGUAGCCAGCUAUCAAAGAACACAGGAGUCAGCAUAGGACAUGACUGCGAUUAUUACUAACCUGUGAAAUACACAUAUCAGAUUUUGGUUUGAAGAUGUAUUUACGACUGUG